This is a messenger RNA of Didymella exigua CBS 183.55, 2060 nucleotides long. RefSeq names its product cytochrome P450 61. Gene Ontology annotation, biological process: sterol metabolic process. The record is from RefSeq and is a predicted model, not a curated record. Gene Ontology annotation, molecular function: oxidoreductase activity, acting on paired donors, with incorporation or reduction of molecular oxygen; monooxygenase activity; heme binding. The transcript is spliced from 4 exons. NCBI's taxonomy places the organism in Eukaryota, Fungi, Ascomycota, Dothideomycetes, Pleosporales, Didymellaceae. The coding region runs from base 142 to 1740 and encodes 532 amino acids.
CAAGGAGGCAAUUAAAGAUUGGAGGGCCCUCGAGUGUUGACAGCAUCGAUUCCGGUCUUCACGCCUCCGACCACCUCAAAGCACCUGUCGCCACCCACGGAAUUGUUGCACAGUGCCCAGCAGCGCUCUGCGAUAAUCACCAUGGCGCUGAACGCGAGUUUCGUUUCGCCCACGGCCGACGCGAAGGUCGCCCACAUGAUGACCCAGUUCGACACGGCUGGCCUGCUCUCGACAAUCGUCAAUGGCCUCACGUUCUGGAAGGCGGUGCUUGCGCUGCUGGUUGGUGCUGUCGUCUACGACCAGUUCAUGUACAUCUGGCAGAAGGGCUCCAUCGUGGGACCGGCCAUGAAGACUCCGUUCAUGGGGCCGUUCCUCGACUCGGUCAACCCCAGCUUCACAAAGUACCACGCAAAGUGGUUGUCCGGCGCGCUCAGCUGCGUCUCCGUCUUCCACAAGUUCGUCGUCAUCGCCUCGACCCGUGACAUGGCCCGCAAAAUUUUCAAUUCGCCCAACUUCGUCAAGCCCUGCGUCGUCGAUGCCGCCUACAAGCUCCUCCGCCCCGACAAUUGGGUCUUCCUCGACGGCAAGGCCCACGCCGACUACCGCAAGGGCCUCAAUGGCCUGUUCACCCGCCAGGCGCUCGAGCAGUACCUGCCUGGCCAGGAGGAGAUCUACAACGAGUACUACAAGCGCUUCGUCGAGCUCUCCCAGGUGAAGAACAAGGGCGAGCACGUUCCCUUCAUGCAGGAAUUCCGUCUUUUGAUCACCGCUAUCAGCUGCAGGACCUUCGUUGGACACUACUGCUCUGAGGAGGCCGUCAAGAAGAUCGCCGACGACUAUUACCUCAUCACUGCUGCGCUCGAGCUCGUCAACUUCCCCAUCAUCCUGCCCUUCACCAAGAGCUGGUAUGGCAAGAAGUGCGCCGACAUGGUUCUGGACGAGUUCUCCAAGUGCGCCGCAAAGGCCAAGGUGCGCAUGCAGGCUGGCGGCAAGAAGGAGUGCAUUCUUGACUUCUGGGUUGCUCACAUGAUCGAGUCCGAGAACUACCGUAAGGCGGUCGAGAAGGGCGAAACUCCCGAGAAGCCUGUCAUGCUGAUCCGCUGGUUCAGCGACCUCGAGAUUUCCAUGACGCUGUUCACCUUCCUCUUCGCCUCGCAGGACGCCACCUCUUCUGCUGCUACAUGGCUCUUCCAGAUCAUGGCUGACCGCCCUGAGUUCCUCGACAAGGUCCGCCAGGAGAACAUUGAGGCCCGUAACGGUGACAUUCACGCCGAGAUCUCGCUUGAUGCCCUUGAGAAGCUGCCAUGGACCCGUGCGGUCGUCAAGGAGACCCUCCGCUACCGCCCUCCCGUAAUCAUGGUUCCCUACCUCGUCAAGAAGGACUUUCCUAUCACCCCGGAGUACACCGUCCCUAAGGGCUCCAUGGUCAUCCCCACCACCUACAUGGCUCUGCACGACGUUGAGGCUUACCCCAACCCUGACUCGUACGAGCCUGAGCGAUGGAUCGACGGUGAUGCGGAUCAGCAGACCAAGAACUGGCUCGUGUUCGGUACCGGGCCGCAUUACUGCCUGGGUCAGACAUAUGCACAGGCCAACCUGAUGCUCAUGAUUGGCAAGGCCAGUAUGAUGCUAGACUGGGACCACAAGGUCACUGAUCUGAGUGAGGAGAUCAAGGUGUUUGCCACCAUCUUCCCCAUGGACGAUUGCCUUCUCACAUUCAAGAAGCGAGCAGCAGUAUAGACAGAUACUGUCUGUUCGUGAUGCGCAACUUUAGCGAUUCUCUGCAUUUGCAUUCGGCGCGACUUCUUGGUUCCUUCUGGCUGUACGAAAGUCUCUUUGUUCUGGCCCACUUUAGAUGUAAUGAUUGUAUACCCUGCCACCUCUCGAAGGGUCGCAAGGGUUUUUGAGACGAUAUAGGGCUUAUGGUACAGAGCUACGAAUACGCGUACUGCACGCAGGAAUGGUAGAGGUUGGGGACGAGGAGGUAAUGGCAGAAGUAGUAGAUGAUAUGGAGCAAAAGCUCCAACGUUUAAACAAGCUAUCUAAGUGUUACUAUGUGG